UAGGUUCUAGCCAAUCGAAACAAGUCAGAAUUGAACAGUGGUGGAGGCAAACCACAGUUAGCCUACUAUUAAAGUUCGCUUAAUUUUAUAACUCGAAAUAAACAUCAGUUGUUUUAAUGUCACCGUCGGUUGUACUUAAUAAAUCAGUCAUUUAUAGAAGGUAAUUAAUGCUUAAGUUAUCAGGGCUAGGCCUAUGUAUCAGUUGCUAUAGAAACCUACGCAGGUAACUUUUGCGGAUAGGAAGUAAACGUUAUCGUUCGUUUCAAAUGUUCAGCCAGAGACGGUAGAUGCUACUUUUCCAUAGCAAACUUAGGUUAACGUGAACGUUAUCAGGCUGUGAAGUUGCCUAGCAGCUAGCAGUUUGUGCAACAUUUCGUAGACUUCGGUUUCAAAAGUUCGGAUAGGUUUAGCUUGGCACAGCUUUGCAGGGUCAUGUCUUCAUUUGAAAGCCUAAACGCGUUACGAGAGCAGAACAAAAACUUACUGAAACGACUGCAAGAACAUACAGAAAAACUUAAGAGCCUCUGUCCCCGUAAGACCCCAAACACCACAACGGUUCAUGGGACUGAUGAAAGGAUGCAGCAGCGAAAUCCUCCAGCAGAGAAGAACAAUGAAGAUGUUAUCACUGACGUGGUCAUUCCAAGUCAUCCAGUUCACGCCCGGGUUGCGCUUAGUAAGCUACAGACACAAGAACCAUCACCUUCAAGGACAUCCAUUAUAGACUCGGUGUCAUCCGGAGAAGCCUGCAAAACGUCAACUCCUUUCCUAAAUGACAGUCAACAACAACAGCCUGACCAAGCGGAGGAAGAGCCGGUGUAUUCCAGACUUUUGAGGGACUAUGGGAAUAUUCGUCAGACCGGGUCAAGGGAGAACAUAACUCUGAAAUCCAUCCUUAGGCAGGACAGUUUAAGGAGGGAGGCCGGCCGAGUAACCUUUCAGCCCCUGGGAGAGGACCGGUCACUCACACCCGACAGACAUCGAGUGCAGCCAUUACUGGGUUAUGACUGGAUUGCGGGACUUUUGGAUGCUCAGGACAGCUCCCUGACUGAACGAUCUGAGCAGUUCUUCAGUGAACUACGCAACUUCCGUCAAGUUAACAAAGACGAGUGUGUCCACAGUCAAUCUUCAGGCCUGUCAAAUGCAGAGACUGCAAUCUCACCUCUCAAAGUAGAUGAAGGCGAACUCCAAAGCAAGGCAGAUAGUCAUCAGUGCACCUUCUGCUACCGGAUCAACAACCGUCUGUUUGCCACCCCCCUAGAUCCUCAGGUUGGCUGUCCGGUGUGCAAGAUGCCCAAAUCCAACCACCCUCACACUGUAUCAGAGCCAGCCUUCAUCAGGGUCAGCAUUCCUCGCUCCACCCUGUUGCCCGCUUACCGCUACAAAGCCCACAGGCGCUGUAGCUUUGAUCCGUCAGACAGCCUGGGCCUGCCAUCUCAUUGUCUGUCAGGAUGGUCGAAUGCACCACCCAGCACAAUCCCACAUAUGAGCAGCCUGGAUCUGCGCAGCUCAAUGGCUUCUGCAGCAGACUCCUCAGCAAAUGCAGAUGCUUUGUUGGAUGAAUCUGUUUUAAAAGGCCGGAGUUCUGAUGACCUACUCGACAUGUCUCGUCUGGCCCGCUAUCGCUUUCAACACUUGCCCCAGAGCCGUUGCAAACUACGCACAUCUUGCUACCCUGUGUAUUAAUCGUCCACGUUUGAAGAUCCAGACACCCAAACACCUAAGCCAAUGGUGACCCUAGCCCACAAACCGAAGAUGUUCAGACUCCUGAAUUGUCAGGAUCUCUACAUUUCACCCCAAGAAAUGUUUGGGGGUGAUUCCUACCUAUUUCAACCAACAGGAUAUAAUGGUCUUAACUUAUAAUCAUAUUCAAAUACAAUCAUGGUUAGGCCUAAACUUUUCUGUCACACACCAGUGUGAUGUCAAUUAGAGUAAACUAGAAUGUGUUUGUUUAAAUGUGUUUUUUCGUUGACUCUAUCACCCUCUCAGAUAGCCACAUGGGCCACUUGUGACACCAGGGCUAUUGAAUUAAAUGUGUUAUUAUGAAUCCAUUGGCCUAUGCUAUGAAACGUAUUGUCACCUGAUCAUUUUAUAAACUGGAUUUGUCAGCAUUUGUGUAACCCUAUCUAUGUUUAAUGAAGUUAAAAAUUAAAUAAUAAACUAGAAAAUGGAA
Messenger RNA from Alosa sapidissima (American shad), 2170 nucleotides. It is a transcript of the gene miip, whose product is annotated as migration and invasion inhibitory protein. The record is from RefSeq and is a predicted model, not a curated record. Gene Ontology annotation, biological process: negative regulation of cell migration; negative regulation of G2/M transition of mitotic cell cycle. The coding region runs from base 433 to 1683 and encodes 416 amino acids. The transcript is spliced from 9 exons. NCBI's taxonomy places the organism in Eukaryota, Metazoa, Chordata, Actinopteri, Clupeiformes, Clupeidae.